Molecule: messenger RNA, 2195 nt
Organism: Biomphalaria glabrata
Lineage: Eukaryota; Metazoa; Mollusca; Gastropoda; Planorbidae
Product: CCHC-type zinc finger nucleic acid binding protein-like
Exons: 5
Coding region: 133-762 (209 amino acids)
Biological process (GO): positive regulation of cytoplasmic translation
Cellular component (GO): cytoplasm
Molecular function (GO): mRNA binding; zinc ion binding; translation regulator activity
Source: RefSeq, a predicted model, not a curated record
UUUUCACAUAUUAUCUGGUUAGGAUAGUUCAGGGGAAAGGCUUAGCCGUGUGCAAAAUAUACAAACUGAAAUCAAGCGUGGUGAGGGGGAGUCGUGUUGAGGUUGUGAUAAUCGGAGGAGUUGAUUUGAAGAAUGAGUGGAGGAGACUGUUACAAGUGUGGAAGACCUGGCCAUUGGGCAAGAGACUGCCGAAGCGGUGGACCAGGUGGUAGUGGAGGUGGUGGUUUUGGUGGCAGAGAUAGAGGAUCUCGAAUGGAUUUUCGCAAUGGUAGAGGCGGUGACAAAUGUUAUAAAUGCAACAGACCUGGCCACUUUGCCAGAGAAUGUAGAAUGGAUCAAGAUCGAUGUUACAAAUGUAAUCAGUUGGGGCACAUUGCCAAAGAAUGUGAAAAAGACAUCGAUUCAGGAGCUUGCUACAAUUGCAAAAAUCCUGGUCAUGUCCAACGAGAUUGUCCUGAAGUAAGCAGUCGUCCAUGCUAUAGAUGUGGAGAGAAUGGUCAUCUUGCUCGUGACUGCCCAGAGGAUCGUGGACCAGAUGAAAGAAAAUGCUAUGGCUGUGGUGGUGUUGGCCAUAUUUCUCGAGAAUGCCCAACUGCUCAACGCAAUCAAGGACGAGACUGCUACAGAUGUGGCUCAACUGAUCACUUGGCUCGUGAUUGCCCAGAGGGCAACAGCAAGACUCAAUGUUACAAUUGUAAUCAGAUGGGUCACAUUGCUAGAGAUUGUCCAGUGGAAUCUAAUGACUUGGUGGCAGCAGCAUGAUGGAGUUGGGUAUCACACUUGUUGCUCAUACAUUUCUGGAAUGCCAUUUUUUUUAAUUAAAAUCUUUUUAUCAAUUGAUACAUAUUUCUUCAUUACAGUUGUUUCUGUACUUUUAUUGAUCUCUAGGGACUAAUGUUUUACUUGUGUAAGUUAAAGUUGUUUUAAUUUUCACUUCUGCUUCUGUAAGAAGAUAUAUACAUCAAGAGUGUUUAAAGUUUAGCUAGUGGUUUGUUGAUUAUUUUUCUUGGUUACAUCAUCAUUAUGUAAAUAAUCAAAUUCUGGUUGAAGGAUUUAAAAUUUUUUUUUUCAACAUUUUUAUUGAAUGGUCUAAUAGUCUAAACAUAAAUUCCUAUAUUCUUGAAAACAUUUUUUUCUCCCCAUUAAUACAUGUUUUAUGAAUUGUUUCUGUUGCUGUAAGAGCCAAAAAGUAAUGUUUUAAUGUGUCAACUUAGGUUCUGGUUACUAUUUAAUGUUUAGAUUUUUUUUCUUCUUCACUAUUUUAGUGCAACAGUUUUGUCCACCCAGUUUUAAGAAAAUGUCAUGGCUUUGUUUAUUUCUCAGUCCUCAAUUGUUAGUUUACCUUAAAGCAGGUUAUAGUUUUAAAGGGUCCACUGGAAAACUAUUUUGGGGUAGUAAUAAUUCUGGAGGGUUAGAAACUGGAACAUUUGUGCAAGAAAUAUGUCCUGAUUGUACCAUUGUCAACCUGGCUCUGUUUAUUGAAACAUUUAUACUAUACUGGUACCACUUUUAGAAGGUAUUUGACGAGUACUGGUAAUUAAAUUGUGAAACACUCAUGUACAUGGCUCAAAGAUGUAGAUGAAUGAAAUUGUACCAAUUUUAACAUAAAAUUAUUCAAAGCAAAAAAAAAUAUUUUUAUUAUUAGCAUUUUUUGUGUACAUAUUUACACAUUGUUCAACAGCAAAACAGCAAGUUGUUCUAUCAUAUACUGCAACUUGAAAAUGAUUGUUUGCCUUACUUUGUGUGGAUGAGCCAUGAGUCAGUUAUUGGAGCUUUUGUCUUAACAUUAUUUCAACAUGAGGGGAGGGAUAGUUUUAGUUGGUCAUACUGGAGGUCAGUGAUUGGUAAAUAUCUACCAACAUGAUUGUUGUAUUUGUGACAGAAGAGUUUGAUUACAAGCUUCAUUGUUUUGUUUUAAAGCCCAGUUUGGUCCAUGAGGUGGAGAGCUUGAGCAGAGGUGAGGUUCGUAAAGGCAGCUGUUCUUUGAAGCUACAAGCUUACUUUACCUGUUUCUACUGUUGUGCAAACAUACUUUUAUUUGAGAAACUAUCAUGUACCAUUGGUGUAUUUUAUGUAGUCUUUCACAAUAUGUGGCUGUUUGCAAAACUGUGGCAAUCAGGACUUUUGCCUGUUGCUUUUAUUCAAGUUAAGCAGAGGGGGGUGUGUACAUAAAAAAUAAACUGUUUGUACUGAUA